GAGAGCGUGUGCGCACGCUUGUCAGUCACUUGACAAUAUCGCGAGUAGAAGGACAACCAACGCGUCUGUGUGUAUUUCGUCUACCGUUUAAUACAGCCGUGUGUAGUGGGACAAAGGAUAUUCUUGCUAAUGAACGCACUCCAGUGGUUCGGAAAGACAAGUUCGGUUUACGUGGAGAUUGCCCUACGAAAGAAGACAGCAAUAUAAGAAGUUGAAGUAUCCUACAUGCUCUAGAACCGUGUGUAUUUCUUUCGGGCUGUGUGUAGUCUAAUAAUUUGUGAGCGCCGUGUGUACGCUAUGGGUGCGUUGGACUGUGUUAACGUAAGCAGGAUAACGCCGACGGAAAGCACCGAAGUGUUUGCAGUAAAUGGUUCUGAAACAUCAUUGGAUAAGGCGAGACGUGGCGAUAUUGAGUCGCAACUGCUGCACAGCCAGGCGAGCGGUAAGCGGCAUAGUAUCUGGUGGACUCUUGGAAUAGACCUGCCCUUGUUACUAUUAGUAAUGAUAAUUCUUGCACUACAAGAGCUGGGUAUGUUCCCGCAGCAUAAAAGCGGUUUCUUCUGCAACGAUCCCGCCCUCAGCUACACGUUCACAGGCGACACCGUAUCUGCGACCGUUAUUAUGACAUCUGUCUUCAUCUCUCCAUUUAUACUGAUAUGGGUAACAGAGCUAAUAUUGUUAGACUCGCAGCUAACAAUAUGUCAGAAGAUGAAACAUUCAGUUAAGCAGACACUCUUGAUGUAUCGUAACUACGGUUAUGGCUUGGUCUUUAAUAUCGUAGUAGUUGAGGUCAUGAAAGGUAUCACAGGGAAUCCUAGACCGACCUUCUUUGAUAUAUGCGAGCCUGAUACCGCCAAGACUUGUAAUGGGUCAGAAUACGUGAGCACAUUUGAGUGUACAUCAACCAGGUACUCCGCGUGGUAUCAGAUGGACUCCUACCACAGCUUCCCCUCGGGACACACCUCGCUUUCCAUCUACUGCGGACUGUUCAUGGCGUGGUAUUUACAACAACGUGCGUUCGACUGGCGUCACCGCAGCGUUUUGGCAGUGCCUGUGCUGCAACUGAUGUGCCUCACCUACGCCGCCGUCUGCUCGCUCACCAGGAUCACUGACCGAAGACAUCAUUGGUGGGAUGUGCUCACCGGCGCUGUUAUUGGAGUUAUAUGUGUCUUCUACACUGUACUCGUCCUUUGCAAAAACUUUUCUGAUUUAAAAGAACAGAAAAUAGAGAAAAGAAUUGUAACUCCUGUACAGUCUAACAGAACUUCGAUAUACGACACCAGGCUGCAGGGACCUCUCACUUAAAUAAUUUUAACUUAGAUUAUUUAAAGAUAACUUGGAACUUAGAAUCAAUUACUAUUUGUAAUUAAUAUUUAUGUGGAAAUGCAAUACAAUUUAAUGAUCACAAGACAUGUGUAUGUAACAAUUAAAUGCCUCGUU
Messenger RNA from Papilio machaon (common yellow swallowtail), 1440 nucleotides. Its product is annotated as phospholipid phosphatase 1. Bases 298 to 1305 code for a protein of 335 amino acids. The record is from RefSeq and is a predicted model, not a curated record. The transcript is spliced from 7 exons. Gene Ontology annotation, biological process: phospholipid metabolic process; signal transduction; phospholipid dephosphorylation. Gene Ontology annotation, molecular function: phosphatidate phosphatase activity. NCBI's taxonomy places the organism in Eukaryota, Metazoa, Arthropoda, Insecta, Lepidoptera, Papilionidae.